UUACGAGCAAAAGAGUAAAUUUAAUUUGCAAAACACAAUGCGUACUAUGCAAGGCAUUUCCGCCACAAAGAAUUCAACCGGCCCGGAAUACUAGCGCGUAUUCCGCACAGCUAUCGCCGUCCUGUUUGCUUCCACGUUUGAAACAUUAGCUGAAGACGCAAGUGUCAUUUGAAUUGCAGAUGUUGUUAAUUACACACGGAUCGUCUGGUUUUUGCGCGUGCAAGUGUUUUUGUAAAAGUGCGUAAAUCAAGCCCAACUCAACUGGCGCACACCGUUUCCUGCUGCUGGUGAAAUUAACCUUACACCGUACCUAGUGCGCGAGGAGAAGGUUAACAAAUUUUUCACACGCAUUCGCGGCAUUCCUGUUAAUGCCGUGGUACAAACAAGUGAUACCGAUACCGACAAACACCCGCAGGAUUAGUGCGCACCGAUGGCAAGCAAACGAAAACCAAUCCACACGCCAUCUGCCUCCGGAGCAGGCGGAACAAACGCUUCCCGUCCGCAGAUGAACUUUCGCCAGGGGUUAAACGACACAACGGCGCGAAGCGAAGCAAAGGGCACACGGCCGACCGCCACACCGACCUCGAUACGGGAAGUGCUCACGAUGAUGGUGCUGCACGUGUGCAAAAAGAUCAUUUUCUUCGACACCAGCCUGAAGGUGCCGCUGUAUCUGGGUUCUUUGUUCAUCGUGUCACUGAUCGGUGACUUCACCCCCUACCCAAAGACUUACCUGGCCCGCACAGACAACCUGUUCAACGUGUACUUCGUUAAGCUGGGCUGGGCCUGGACGUUGCUGUUUGCCUUCCCGUAUCUUGCCAUGACAUCGAUCACGAUUUGCUGUGGUGAUAAUCAGCGCCUGCUAAGAAACCAUAUGCCCCGGCUCGGCAUAGCGACCGUGUUUUGGUUCGUCUGGACCAAGCUGUUCAACAUCAUCGAAUCGAGCUACGGGCGGUGCAGUAUGCGCGGAUUCGACGCCAAAACGCCGUGCCUGAAGGCGGGCCACCUGUGGAAUGGUUUCGACAUUUCCGGCCACGCGUUCAUCCUGAUCUACGCUAGCCUGGUGCUGAUGGAGGAGGCACGCCCCAUUAUCGGGUGGGAAAGUAUAAAGGAUUUGCUGCGGAACGAGGAGCACAAUCGCACCAACAACGACACGUCCCAAACGUCCAAUCCGCUCAAAAGCCUCAAGGACGAGGACCUGAAGGCGCUGAAGUAUUUCUACACCCGCUUCACGCCCACCAUACGGUUGUUCUUCGUCGGGAUGACGAUGUUGCAACUGCUGUGGGAUCUGAUGCUGGUCGGAACGAUGCUCUACCACCACCGGAUGGCGGAGAAGGUGCUGAGCGGCAUUAUUGCCGUCGUCACGUGGUUCGUGACGUACCGUGCCUGGUACCCGAUACCGACCGUGCUGCCCGAUCCCGUCGGAAAGGGGCUGUUUAACUAUCAAUCGCUCAGCAAACCGGAAAUUGGGCUGCGGCGAAGGGCCAGCUUGCUGCAGUCCGGUUCAUCGGCGUCUGCCGGUGGUGGCAGUUCGAACAACACCGGCAGCAGUAAGGAAAUUCCCAAGUUUAUGGGCAUGCCACUGUACGCCGCUCGGCAACCGUUCAAUGCUUCGGCGAUGGGUGCCCCCGUUGGUUCCAAUGCAUCCUCGCUGGAAGGUUCGGGGAUCGGUGGUGGUGCAUUGCAGCAGGGAGGAGCAUCGUUCGUAAGUAGUCAUUUGUAUGGUUCACGCGUAGGUAGUGGUAGCGGUGGCAUUGGCAGCAGUAGUGGUGGUGGUAGUAACUAUAGCAACUCGGAGUUUAACCAUCCUUCGUACGCGCGCUAUCGUAGUCGCUUCGAGCGGUUCGAAUCGUAGUGUGUGCGGUCGCCUUUCUCAUACGUAUUCCUUUUGUAAGUGUUUGUAUGAUCUGUUUGUAAUAACACAUUGGUUGAGAUUAAUGUCUUGAUUGAAGGGUGAUUGUAAACUGUAGGCUGUAGUGUACUUACCGGAUUCUGUUUAUCAACUGGAUUGGCUGCUUUCUACUGCAGGAGGUGGUGGGUCAUGUUGGGCAAUCGCAUUUUUCUAUGCUGUGUACAGGCCUGUGUGCAAUACGAUUAAGGCGCAUGAAGGAACAUUAUAAAAUACCUUGUCUACCAAUCCACACACCCGUGUCUGUUGUAUUUUUCCAUUUUUGCAGAUUUAGUUUGUCGGCCCUCCACGAACCCCACCGCGAUCAGCGCCCAAAGCAAACAAAAGAAAACGAAGGAUCGUUUUGAUCGAUUAAAACCAUACGACCUACGACGAAAGAGACUUGUCUCGUGAGACUAUAGCCGUAGAAGAAAGCCAGAACCGGCUGGCUGUAAUGAUAGCUGAGCUUUGCUGUGUCCUACUCCUAAUAGCAUGACAUUUGCUGGCAAAAAAACCCUACUUUUUCGAAAAGAAAGUCUGAUAAUAUGAGACCCGCGUAUAACGUUUCUAGACGGGACGAGAGUGAAGUGAAAAAUCGUCAUUUUCACCACACAGCUAGUUUAGGGGGUUUAUUGAUUUCUUUCCUUUAAUGCGUCUCUUCUUUGGUGGUUAGCUAGUUUGUUCGUUUUAGUUAAGUAGCAGUAGGGGAACAUACUAGCGAGGCAGACCUUACGUUAUUAUUUAUGUGUAUGUUAUGUAUUCGUGUCACUUUCCGUUUCAUUUCGUUAACAUUGUGUUUUGCUGUUGAUAUAUUGUUUUGUAAUUUCUGUUAUCAUUCUUCGAACGACCAAAAUACAGGCAGGAAACUUGUUACAACUGA
Anopheles stephensi (Asian malaria mosquito) is the source of this 2765-nucleotide messenger RNA. RefSeq names its product fat storage-inducing transmembrane protein (gene Fitm). The transcript has 2 exons. The record is from RefSeq and is a predicted model, not a curated record. Lineage: Eukaryota; Metazoa; Arthropoda; Insecta; Diptera; Culicidae. Gene Ontology annotation, cellular component: endoplasmic reticulum membrane. The coding region runs from base 431 to 1852 and encodes 473 amino acids. Gene Ontology annotation, biological process: lipid storage; lipid droplet organization; phospholipid biosynthetic process.